AUGAGUGAUUUCACUUUCGAAUCGGAGAACACCGCUGGAAUCCCACUGGCGAAGUUGUUCAAGGCCUAUGUUAUUGAGGGUGACAAGCUCUUCCCCAAAGUGGUACCUCAUGCCAUUAAGAGUGUCGAAAUUCUAGAAGGUGAUGGUGCCGCCGGAUCCAUCAAGAAGCUCAAUUGUGGUGAAGGAACUGGUGGACAAAGAGAAUAUGUUGUUCAACCACAGCGUGAUGUGGUGAGGGAUGUCAUUGAGAAGAUCAGUUUCGAGACAAAGAUCGUGGCAUGUGGAGAUGGAGGAUCGAUCUGGAAGAGCAAAGGCACUUACUACACAAAGGGCGAUGUUGUUCUUGAGGAAGACGAAGUUAAGACAGCAGAAGAGAAGGGCAAGGAAGUGUUCAAGGCUGUUGAACAAUAUGUUUUGGCCCACCCUUUAAUUCAUACAUAUACAUACAUACAUAUAUGUAUAUGUUAAGCUCCCACUGGUGGUUGUGAUUGUGGGUUUUCAGUUUAUUUUGAAAGAUACUAAGAGUGAAUGUUG
This is a messenger RNA of Tripterygium wilfordii, 534 nucleotides long. Its product is annotated as major strawberry allergen Fra a 1.06-like. Gene Ontology annotation, biological process: defense response; abscisic acid-activated signaling pathway. Gene Ontology annotation, molecular function: abscisic acid binding; protein phosphatase inhibitor activity; signaling receptor activity. Gene Ontology annotation, cellular component: cytoplasm; nucleus. The transcript is spliced from 2 exons. NCBI's taxonomy places the organism in Eukaryota, Viridiplantae, Streptophyta, Magnoliopsida, Celastrales, Celastraceae. Bases 1 to 468 code for a protein of 155 amino acids. The record is from RefSeq and is a predicted model, not a curated record.